GAUCGGUUUGUGUUUUGUUUAUUGCUCAUAACCUCGUAACUCGUAACUUAGGUUAAAAAAUUGACAGUAACUUGCUUUUUGUUUUAAAAUUAAUAAAAUAGACUAGGAAAACUUCAAAUAGAAUAUUGGUUUGUAAGUUUAUGUGUUUUAAAAAUGGACCAAUUAAUUUUAAUAUAGUUUUUUUUUGUGAAAUACAAAUUUUGAAAUUCUAGUAAAACUAAAUUGCGGUACCUAGGCUAGGCUUACGGUAGGCUACUAAAAUUUUAUAAAUUUCAAUGUAUCUUUCAAAUAACAGUAAUUCCAGUAUUUCAAUCUCAAAUACUGUUAAAGAUAAUAAUUCUUCUAUUGCUGACGAAUUUUUAAGAUUAGAAAACGAAUUAGUAAAUAGAUUGACAGAUUUUAAUACAACAUUGCUUCUUAGGUCAACAGUAGAAUAUAUUUACAACCCCUUGGAAUAUGCCUACGAUGUUCAUAAAAAUUUUGUACAUAAAUAUUGCUCAUCAUCGAAGAAAAUACUAUUUCUAGGAAUGAAUCCUGGACCUUGGGGUAUGAUGCAAACAGGGGUACCAUUCGGUGAUGUGAUAUCAGUGAAAAAAUGGCUGAAAAUAACUGGUGUCAUAAGAAAGCCUUUGAAGGAACACCGUCUCAGACCAGUCUCUGGUUUUGACUGCAAACGAAUCGAAGUCAGCGGCAAAAGAUUCUGGGCUUUCGCUCAGCAACUCAGUCAUGGAAACCCUGCACUUUUCUUCAGUAACUGCUUCGUUCACAAUUACUUCCCGCUCGUUCUCAUGACUGAAUCUGGCAAGAACGUGACUCCUGCUGAUCUCAAGCCGGCUGAAAAAAAGGAACUGGAAAGUGUUUGUGAUGAGAGUUUAUGUUCGGUGAUAGACUUAUUGCAAAUCGAAGUUAUAAUUGCCAUUGGAAGGUAUACUGAGAAACGAGUAAAUGCUGCUCUGAAGAAAACGCCAAAAAAUGUUCAUGUAGUAUAUAUAAUGCAUCCAAGUCCUCGAAAUCCGAAGAGCAAUCAAGAAUGGAUGCCAAAUGUUAUAAAUUGUUUGAGUGAAAAUGGCCUUUUAAAUUAUUUCCAAGAAACAAAAACCUGGUAACAAAUUUCAUUGCAACUGGAGGAUUGACAACGAAAUUUGAAUUCCAAAGAUAUUAUGAUGGAAGAAUGGAUGAGAGUAGCUCUGAGCCGUGCAAAAAGUGCUCUAGAUUCGGGUGAAGUCCCCGUCGGUUGUCUGUUCAUUUAUAAGGAUGAAAUAAUAGCGGAGGGUAGUAAUAUCGUGAAUGAGACGAAAAACGCGACCCGACACGCGGAAAUUAACUGCAUCGACGAAAUCGUCGCGAAAUACCGCGAUUGGAAAUCGGUCUUCAAAGAGACGCAUGUGGUUGUAACAGUUGAGCCUUGUAUAAUGUGUGCUAGUGCUCUACAUAAUUUAGAAAUCGCGGGAAUCACCUAUGGAUGCGCUAAUGAUAGGUUUGGAGGAUGUCAUUCUGUCUUGGAUACAUCUAAAUUUUAUCGAAAUCCGUGUCCAGUGUUCAGUGGAGUGUUUGGUGAUGAAGCUAUGAACUUGUUGAAGGAGUUCUAUAAGCAGACUAAUCCCAAUGCGCCUGAAAAUAAAGUGAAAAUAAAGAAGGUGGCUUCCUAGAUCUAUAAACUAUGUAAGUAAGAAUUUUGUGAAUUAUUCUCGUCUAUUGAAUCAUGUUUACAAUCUAUUCAUAUUAUGUGCAAUGUAUUUGAAUAAAAGUAAUGAUUAGUAUAAUAA
This is a messenger RNA of Nilaparvata lugens (brown planthopper), 1766 nucleotides long. Its product is annotated as tRNA-specific adenosine deaminase 2. Gene Ontology annotation, biological process: tRNA wobble adenosine to inosine editing; base-excision repair. Gene Ontology annotation, molecular function: single-strand selective uracil DNA N-glycosylase activity; tRNA-specific adenosine-34 deaminase activity; oxidized pyrimidine nucleobase lesion DNA N-glycosylase activity. Lineage: Eukaryota; Metazoa; Arthropoda; Insecta; Hemiptera; Delphacidae. The coding region runs from base 276 to 1106 and encodes 276 amino acids. The transcript has 5 exons. Gene Ontology annotation, cellular component: cytoplasm; nucleus. The record is from RefSeq and is a predicted model, not a curated record.